This is a messenger RNA of Brassica oleracea var. oleracea, 2995 nucleotides long. RefSeq names its product auxin response factor 5-like. Bases 273 to 2813 code for a protein of 846 amino acids. Gene Ontology annotation, cellular component: nucleus. Gene Ontology annotation, biological process: response to hormone; regulation of DNA-templated transcription. The transcript has 13 exons. NCBI's taxonomy places the organism in Eukaryota, Viridiplantae, Streptophyta, Magnoliopsida, Brassicales, Brassicaceae. Gene Ontology annotation, molecular function: DNA binding; protein binding. The record is from RefSeq and is a predicted model, not a curated record.
AGCUUUUGUCUUUCUCUCUCAGUUCUUUCUUGUUCUUGUUUGCAUCCAGAAAACAAAAGAAUGAAACUGUUUUGCUUCAUGAUGGCACCUUUGGUUUCUCUUCUUCAUUGAAGGGUCGAGUUUUGUCUGAGAAAGGAAUAGAGAGAGAAAGAGGCAAGAGCCCCACAAAGAGAGACAUGCUUGUCUGUGUGUAGUCCCUUUUAUACGUGAAGAAAAAAUAAUCUUAGUCUAGCUUGAAAGCCUAGUGUUGAGUGUGGGAAAGACAAAACAGAAUGGCUUCAUUGGCUUGUGGUGAGGACAAGAUGAAAACAAAUGGUUUGGUUAAUGGAGGAACAACAACUUCUUCAACUUCUCAAUCUACUCUUCUUGAAGAGAUGAAGCUGUUAAAGGAUCAGUCAGGAACGAGAAAGCCGGUGAUAAACUCUAUGCUAUGGCACGCUUGUGCAGGCCCUCUUGUUUGUCUCCCUCAAGUUGGUAGCUUAGUGUAUUACUUCUCACAAGGUCAUAGCGAACAGGUUGCUGUUUCAACCAGAAGGUCAGCAACAACCCAAGUUCCUAAUUACCCAAAUCUCCCAUCUCAGUUGAUGUGUCAAGUACAUAAUGUCACCCUUCAUGCAGACAAAGACAGUGAUGAAAUCUACGCUCAGAUGAGUCUACAACCUGUUCACUCUGAGAGAGAUGUGUUACCAGUACCAGACUUUGGACUAUUAAGAGGAAGCAAACACCCAUCUGAGUAUUUCUGCAAAACUCUUACUGCUAGUGAUACUAGUACACAUGGAGGUUUCUCCGUCCCACGUAGAGCCGCAGAGAAGCUAUUUCCACCCUUGGACUACACAGCACAGCCACCAACGCAGGAGCUUGUAGUUAGAGAUCUUCAUGAGAAUACUUGGACAUUUCGCCAUAUCUACCGAGGGCAACCAAAGAGACAUCUCCUGACAACAGGAUGGAGUUUGUUUGUUGGCUCAAAGAGAUUGAGAGCUGGAGAUUCCGUCUUGUUCAUAAGGGAUGAGAAGUCGCAGCUGAUGGUUGGUGUGAGGCGAGCUAACCGGCAACAAACAGCUCUUCCUUCAUCAGUACUCUCAGCGGAUAGUAUGCACAUUGGUGUUCUUGCUGCUGCGGCUCACGCUACUGCAAACCGCACUCCUUUCUUGAUUUUCUUUAAUCCAAGAGCGUGUCCAGCUGAGUUUGUGAUCCCUCUACCAAAGUACCGUAAAGCGAUAUGUGGUUCUCAGCUCUCGGUUGGUAUGAGGUUUGGAAUGAUGUUUGAAACUGAGGAUUCAGGGAAGCGUAGGUACAUGGGAACCAUUGUUGGAAUAAGUGACUUGGAUCCACUGAGAUGGCCUGGCUCUAAGUGGCGUAACCUUCAAGUUGAAUGGGAUGAGCCUGGAUGUAACGAUAAGCCGACGAGGGUCAGUCCAUGGGAUAUAGAGACACCUGAAAGUCUCUUCAUCUUUCCCUCACUGACCUCAGGUCUCAAACGCCAGCUCCAUCCAUCUUACUUUGCUGGUGAAAACGAUUGGGGUAGCUUAAUCAAACGGCCACUGCCCUACGCAACAUUCCCAAACAUGGCUUCAGAGCAGCUUAUGAAGAUGAUGAUGAGACCUCACAACAAUCAAAAUGCUGUAACAUCUUUGAUGCCUGAGAUGCAGCAGAAUGUUAUGAUGGGGCAUGGAGGUUUACUAGGAGAUGUGAAGAUGCAGCAGCCAAUGGUGAUGAACCAGGUGGUGCAGGUGCAGCCAGACAACAACAAUCCUUCUGUCUCCAAUACAAGUGGCCAAGAACAGAAUCUGACACAAAGUAUUAAUGCUCCUACAAUAACUGAAAACAGCUCUGGGAGAGCCAAUCAUGGAAAUGAGGAGCUGAGUCAGAAACCAAGUGCCUUGUCUCCUUUACAAGCUGAUCCAUGUCCUGAACAGAUAUACCCACCACAACAGUCUGAUCCAAUAAAUGGAUUCUCUUUCCUGGAAACAGAAGAGCUGACAUCACAAGUCUCUUCCUUCCAGUCUUUAGCUGGAUCUUACAAGCAACCGUUAAUGCUAUCCUCUAACGAAUCUUCACCUAUUGUGCUACCUGAUUCAACAAACUCAUUUCAGGAUAUGUGGGACAAUCAGCUAAACGGUCUAAAGUUUGACCAGUUCAGUCCCUUGAUGCAGCAGGAGGACCUUUAUGGUUGUCAGAACAUGUGCAUGAGUAAUAGCACAAACAGCAACAUUCUAGAUCCUCCUCCACUCUCAAACACAGUUCUUGAUGACUUCUGUGCCAUCAAAGAAACCGAGUUCCAUUCUUUGGUUGGGAACAACAACAGCUUUGCUCAAGAUGUGCAGUCACAGAUCACAUCUGCUAGCUUUGCAGACUCACAGGCCUUCUCUCGCCAAGAUAACUCUGGAGGAACAGGUGGUACUUCUUCAAGCAAUGUUGAUUUUGAUGAUACUAGUCUUCUGCAGCAGAAUAGUAAAGGCUCAUGGCAGAAACUUGCAACGCCACGUGUCCGAACUUACACCAAGGUCCAAAAAACCGGGUCAGUUGGGAGGUCAAUUGAUGUCACAAGCUUCAGGGACUAUGAAGAGCUAAAAUCUGCUAUUGAGUGCAUGUUUGGACUUGAAGGUUUGCUAACUCGCCCACAAACCUCUGGAUGGAAGCUUGUAUAUGUUGAUUAUGAGAGUGAUGUUCUGCUCGUAGGAGAUGAUCCAUGGGAGGAGUUUGUGGGAUGUGUAAGGUGCAUAAGGAUACUGUCGCCAACAGAGGUUCAGCAGAUGAGUGAAGAAGGAAGGAAGCUUUUGAACAGCGCAUGCAUUAACGAUCUCAAGACUUAAUUUAGCCACAUAUGAACAAUUAUAGGGGAACCAUCUUAUUGUAAGCAAAUGAUGUGUUGUUCUGAUUUGAAACCUGCAACUAUUUUUAAGAUUAUGUAGCGAGUGAAGUAUGAAUCAAUAGUUGAAACAGUCUGUAAUAAGAAACUUUGUUGUCCUAAUUAGAAAUUUUCAUUUUAUUUCAA